Lymnaea stagnalis (great pond snail) is the source of this 1050-nucleotide messenger RNA. The record is from the annotation of a GenBank genome assembly. NCBI's taxonomy places the organism in Eukaryota, Metazoa, Mollusca, Gastropoda, Lymnaeidae.
ACGGGAUGGGCUGGGGGAAAAUGUGAAAUUUCGUGUCACUGCAAGAAACAGGCAUGUGAUAGGUCAGGUCACUGCAAUAACGGUGUCCCUUGUAGCCAAGGGUGGUUCGCCUUGGCAUGCCAAUACAGUAAGUCUUUGACUUGCCGAAGCACUUAAAAUGUAUCUUUGACUCGCCAAUACGCUGAGACUUCAGCUUUGGCUCGCCAGUUUCCUAAGACUUUAGCUUUGGCACGUUAGUUUACUGAAUUCUGCUAUGGCUCAACAGUUCACUACGACUUUAGCUUUCGCUCACGAUUUCACUAAGACUAUACCUUUGGCUCACGAAUUCACUAAUACUUGGGCUCAAUAGUUCAAUUAAGAAAUUGGCUUUGGCUCACCAGGUUACAAGGAAUUAGAUUUCGCUCAAGAGUUUACUAAGAAGACUUUGGCUGUGGUUCAAAAAAAAAAAUCGUGAAACUUUAGCUUUGGCUUUUCAAUACAAUAAGAAUAAUGAAUGGGGAACUUCGUACAUAAAGUUGAACAAAGUUUUUUUUAGACUUUAGAAAAAGACAGAACAAUUGAAAUGAUGUUUCGGUUAAAUGCCUUCUUUGGCAGAUAACAAAAAAAACAACAAAAAAAAACGGAAAAACAAAUAAUUUUGAUAAUGUUAAAUUUGAGUGUCCCACUGUAACCAUGUAGUUUAAUCACUCAGUUCAAAGAGCGCCAAUGCCGUGAUACAACACACUGCUUUGAAUGAAACAAGUCAAAUGUGCAUGUUUGACCAGGUGACCUGCUGCGAUUCCAAAACAUUUCUGAAUGACACUAAUUUAUAAUGUACCGCUGCCAAUGUGACCUGAGUGCAAAUGCCGUGACACGUCAAACAACAAGUUCUGAACAACACCCGCUUCUUUUUUGUAUCCCUGAUCAGGUGAUCUUAGUGCCCUGGCUUUGAUGCAAAAACACUCCUCUGAACGACACUAAUCUAACAUGUGUCCUUCACCAGGCGACCUGGGUGCCGUUGCUUUACAGCUGGACCUUGCUCUGAAGGACAAUGACGACUCGACCUGUAGC